This is a messenger RNA of Neocloeon triangulifer, 312 nucleotides long. RefSeq lists its product as uncharacterized. The transcript is spliced from 5 exons. The coding region runs from base 7 to 312 and encodes 101 amino acids. Lineage: Eukaryota; Metazoa; Arthropoda; Insecta; Ephemeroptera; Baetidae. The record is from RefSeq and is a predicted model, not a curated record.
UUCAUCAUGAAGCACAGAGUAGUGACUUCAAUUUUCAUCUUGGCCAUUUUUCUUAACGGCGUAGCGCCAGCAGAGAGCAAAAAGAUUGGAAACUCAAGAAAGUCGCCACGGAUAAUUAUUGCAAAGUGUUGUGGAAAAAAUUCGUGUUUUGAUGUUUCAGAAAAAGGAACGUCUAAUUCAACUAAGCAGCGCUCAACGUUCCAAAUCACAACCUUAACGAGUGUGGAAACGAAUCCUGAAAGCACAACCACUGCAGGCUUGGAGCAGGAUACGACCGAGAUCACAACGGAACCAGCUAGUGAGAACUUAUAA